Geodia barretti is the source of this 1014-nucleotide messenger RNA. The record is from the annotation of a GenBank genome assembly. Lineage: Eukaryota; Metazoa; Porifera; Demospongiae; Tetractinellida; Geodiidae.
AUGACUGCCACCGCGCCCUACAACAACCACAGCCUGGUGGGCGAGGCACUGCGACUGCUGGCCGCCGGGCUGGGGCCCUACGUAAUCGGCAAGAUGAAAGAGGCGGUGGACGCCGGUCGGUACGUUCCCGACGACUCCGAAGCGCUGGGCGAGAUUGCCGCCGAUGUCGCGGUGACUCUUCGGGUUAUGACCACCGCGUGGAAUGACGUGUUCCGCGACCGUCUGGGACCCGCGGAACGGAGCCUGGUGUCCGAGAUCCGUGAGAUCCGCAACCGCUGGGCGCACCAGGAAGGCUUCGACGACGACGACUUGGACCGCGCGCUGGAUUCCGUAGGUAGGUUGCUGGGCGCCGUCGGCGCCGUCGAUCAAGCCAAGCGCAUCGACGCCGCAAAACACCGCCUGCGCCUGAAACGUUACGGAGCCGCAUCGACCCCGGCGAACGGCGCGGCGGGUUCCGCAUCCGACCCGGAGGUGCAGCCGGAACCCGCCGGCGAGCCGGCUGAAUCACGACCGGCGGAUCGCCGCAACGAGGCGGAGGCGCGGCCGGCCGCUGCGCCCAGUCCCGAUGCCGGCAACCGGCCAGCUAAUCCGGCCGUCAACGAUGACGCCGUGCAGGAACACAUCCUCAAGGGCGUGGAAUACAGACGCCAGGAACACUUUGAACACGCCAUGGGGGAAUUUGAGCAGGCGCUGAGCAUCAACCCGGAGCGGGCCGACGCCUGGUUCAAUCGAGGCAUGACCUGGGGAAUCAUGGGCGAUCACCGACGGGCGAUCACCGACUUCAACCGCGCGAUCGCAAUUGCGCCGCUGUAUGCCGAGGCCUACAACUGUCGCGGGUACGCCCAUUUCUGCCUGGAAGAUUACCGGCAAGCGGUGGAGGACCUGGAACGGGCCAGUCGAUUGAAUCCGGAUGACGAGCUGAUCCAGGGUAACCUGCAGCAGGCCCGGCUGCGCUUUCUGCAACAGCCGGGGAACCCCAAUACCGCGCGGCACGGCUUGGGACCCAUGCUUUAG